Messenger RNA from Cuscuta campestris, 1349 nucleotides. The record is from the annotation of a GenBank genome assembly. NCBI's taxonomy places the organism in Eukaryota, Viridiplantae, Streptophyta, Magnoliopsida, Solanales, Convolvulaceae.
GCCUACCCUAUUUCUUCAACAAACAAAAAAAGAACAUGAAUGCCUCUCACAUGCCUCGCUCGGCGGGGUGGAAUGCUCAUUCCUCUCCAUGGGAAUCAUUGCUUGGAACUUCAAGGCUUCUAAGCUCGAGCAACAAUUUGGGGCUUCAUUUUCAUCUUCCUCCUCCAAGCUAACCCUCGGCGGCAAAGAGACUGAAAAAUCAGCUGAAAACGGGAAUGGCGGCACUGGCUCGGUCAUCCAGAAGAGCCCUAGCAACCGCCUUCUCCGCUCACCUGCGGCACGGCCACCAUCAGCUCCGCCGCACGCUGGCUACGGAGGCGCAUGCGGCAAUCAAGGACUCGUCGCUGGAUCGGGUCAAGUGGGACUACAGAGGGCAGAGAAAGACAAUCCCUCUAGGGCAGUGGGCUCCUAAGGUGGCUGUCGACGCCUAUGUCGCCCCAAAUGUCGUACUCGCGGGUCAGGUCACCGUCUGGGACGGUGCCUCUGUCUGGAACGGCGCCGUUCUCCGUGGGGAUCUCAACAAGAUCACCGUUGGCUUCUGCUCUAAUGUCCAGGAGAGAUGUGUCAUUCAUGCCGCUUGGUCGUCCCCUACGGGGCUUCCGGCAGAAACAUCUAUUGAAAGGUACGUGACGAUUGGUGCAUACAGUCUUCUGAGAUCCUGCACCAUUGAGCCAGAGUGCAUCAUCGGUCAACACUCCAUACUCAUGGAAGGUUCUUUGGUCGAGACCCAUUCAAUCCUUGAAGCAGGAUCUGUGGUCCCACCAGGAAGAAGAAUCCCAACGGGUGAGCUUUGGGCUGGGAAUCCGGCAAGGUUUGUCCGUACCCUGACCCACGAGGAGACCCUGGAGAUUCCCAAGCUUGCUGUUGCAAUAAAUGAUCUGAGCCAUAGCUAUUUCUCAGAGUUCCUACCAUACUCGACUGUGUAUUUGGAAGUUGAGAAGAUGAAGAAGUCGAUGGGGAUCUCAAUUUGAAGUUUCUCCUCAAGAGCUGCUGCCUACCCGGUUCGGAUUCUUCUCUUUCUUUUCUACAAAGAGGUGAAAAUAAGCACUCGUAAGGGGACUCGAAUGAAUGGGAAGUUUCCCCUUGGUCCCCCUUGGGAUACUAUGCUUGUGUGUUGUAUGUCUAUACAUAUAUAAUGUGCUUUUCCCCUUUCAAGAUGGGGUGGGAUUUACUACCAUAAACACUCUGCUAAUUUUUAGAACUCGAGCUUCAAUCCGGGAGCGAAAAUGAAUAUGAUGUUGUUGCUUGAUUAUGAUUGUGUGAUUCUCUGAAUGCUGUCUCGUCUUGAACUUGAAUGUCGGGGCAUUCUCAAUACGACGAUUUUGCCCCGUCUCGUUUCUUUGGAUAAU